This is a messenger RNA of Sebastes umbrosus (honeycomb rockfish), 1799 nucleotides long. Its product is annotated as zinc finger protein 239-like. Bases 336 to 1046 code for a protein of 236 amino acids. The transcript has 3 exons. Gene Ontology annotation, molecular function: RNA polymerase II cis-regulatory region sequence-specific DNA binding; DNA-binding transcription factor activity, RNA polymerase II-specific. Lineage: Eukaryota; Metazoa; Chordata; Actinopteri; Perciformes; Sebastidae. Gene Ontology annotation, biological process: regulation of transcription by RNA polymerase II. The record is from RefSeq and is a predicted model, not a curated record.
UAAAAAAAAAAAAUAAAUAACUGUUUAAAACGCCAAUGCAGCAAUUUAAAGAUAUAUAGAGGACAUGGGGGAAGCAGCCAAAGUUCCCACUUGUCCUGAACGCAGCACGAUGACGUCAUUGUGUGUGUGGGCGGGGCUAAAAUGGAUAAGUGACCGCGAGAACACGGAGGCAUCGCGAGAUUUGCACAGAAUCCAGAGUGAAUCCAGGACAGCAGAGAGGAGACCUGCUGGAUCUCAGAGACCAGGACCAGAACCAGAACCAGAACCAGGACCAGGACCAGGACCAGAACCAGAACCAGAACCAGAACCAGGACCAGGACCACUACAAGAGCGGAAUGGAGGAGGACCAGCAGAACCCAGACCAGCAGAGCAACAAGGUCCCCAGUAGACCAGCAGCAGGCACGUCCUCUGAUCCCACCGAUGUUCAGAAACGAAGAGAAGGAGGGGGACUCAAACGUCACAGCUGUCAGCUCUGUGGCAAAUCCUUCACAACAUCUGGAAGUUUAAAGAUUCAUCAGCGUGUUCACACUGGAGAGAAACCGUACAGCUGCGACCAAUGUGGUACAACUUUUUCUUGGAGUACUCACCUUAAAGGACACCAACGCAUUCACACGGGAGAGAAACCGUACAGCUGCAACGAAUGUGGUACAACUUUUUCUCGGAGUACUCACCUUAAAAGCCACCAACGCAUUCACACUGGAGAGAAACCGUACAGCUGUGACCAAUGUGGGGCAGCUUUCACCAGUCAAGGUGGUCUAGAAAUGCAUCGAUGUGUUCACAGUGGAGAGAAACCGUACUGGUGUGACCAAUGCGGUAAAACUUUUUCUCAGGUUAAUGCCCUUAACAGACACCGACUCAUUCACACUGGAGAGAAACCGUACUGGUGUGACCAAUGUGGUAAAACUUUUUCUCAGGAUAGUUCCCUUAAAAGACACCAACGCAUUCACACUGGAGAGAAACCGUACCGGUGUGACCAAUGUGGUAAAACCUUUACUCAGAGUAGUCACCUUAAAUCCCACCAGUGCAUUCACACUGCAUCGUUGUGAACAUGUUUCAGAGGCCAGCUAGCUGUUUCCUCCUGCCUCUUCCCCAUGCCCUGAUAGCUAUGUUGUUAUAUUCUGAGCUUCUCUCCACAUUGAAGUUUGACCAACAGUAACUUUACAAAACAAUUCAUCAAGAAAAUAAUCAGCAGAUUAAUGGAUGGUAAAGAAAAAAAUGUAUUACAUGAAUAAAGGUCAGUAUGUAGCCGUAGCCACAAGAACAUACAUGCUGUUUAGAACAUAAAGACCAGAAACUGUUGACUGUAGUCGAACCCCUGGGCCUGUGCCCCGUAGACCCGUUCAAUAAUUCAUCCACGAGUCAACAGCUGGAGAAAGAUCAAGGAGGACAUUCACAUCCGACACCAGAGACCAUCUUUGAACAGAGACAGGGGUUACCAUCUCCCCCCGAAUACAACCACCUGUUAUCAUGUGACUGUGCUGGACUAGCGUCAUGUGAUGACAACUGAGGAAGGUUAAGUGCUGAAGAAGGCCAUGGAAGGUGGUCAAAAGCUCCAAAAAGAGAGUAUGUGAGCCUUGAGUUUAGAAUGAUUUAUUCCAGAUGUGUUCCCAUUAUUGUUUUUAUCAGCUUCAUGCAUAUUCUUUUGUUCUUAUUGUUUUAUAGUUCAACAUUAUAUUUUCCUCCUCUGUGUAAUUUUCAUUGAAUAAUCUUUAUUUUACAUUUAUAUUCUUGUUUUUAUUUUCUAUGACUGAAUGUGGUUUUGAAUCUGUCGAUGUUCUCAUUAAAUUAGUCGACACAAA